Molecule: messenger RNA, 2337 nt
Organism: Anneissia japonica
Lineage: Eukaryota; Metazoa; Echinodermata; Crinoidea; Comatulida; Comatulidae
Product: mucin-5AC-like
Exons: 2
Source: RefSeq, a predicted model, not a curated record
AUGCAUUACUGGUUUCUGAUUCUUAUCUCUUACACAGCUAUGCAAUGUGAUGAAGGCUGUGAACAUUAUAGUCCUUGUGUUCAGCUGUGCUAUGAUAUUACUUGCGUUGAGGGAUGUUGCAGCACAGAGUAUAUUGAUCCAGUAACUAGGGUAUGCACAGAAAAACCAGAUUGCAUUGUACCGCCAACUAAAAUACGUCCAACAGAAGGCACACAAACAACAGCAAUAACUACUGCUGCAGGUUUAACAACAUCAGCUCCAGCAAGUACGACCACUGUAGGUCAAACCACACAAGCUCCAGCAAUAACUACCGCUGCAGGUCUAACAACAUCAGCUCCAGCAAGUACGACCGCUGUAGGUCCAACCACACAAGCUCCAGCAGUAACUACCGCUGCAGGUUUAACAACAUCAGCUCCAGCAAGUACAACUGCUGUAGGUCCAACCACACAAGCUCCAGCAAUAAGUACCGCUGCAGGUUUAACAACAUCAGCUCCAGCAAGUACGACUGCUGUAGGUCCAACCACAAAAGCUCCAGCAAUAACUACCGCUGCAGGUUUAACAACAUCAGCUCCAGCAAGUACGACUGCUGUAGGUCCAACCACGAAAGCUCCAGCAAUAACUACCGCUGCAGGUUUAACAACAUCCGCUCCAGCAAGUACGACUGUUGUAGGUCCAACCACGAAAGCUCCAGCAAUAACUACCGCUGCAGGUUUAACAACAUCCGCUCCAGCAAGUACGACUGCUGUAGGUCCAACCACAAAAGCUCCAGCAAUAACUACUGCUGCAGGUUUAACAUCAACUCCAUUUGUAACUACAGUAACAGAAGUUAAACCGCACACAGAAAAAACAACAAUUAUCACAUUUCCAAAACCAACAAUAACUACAACUGUUGUCGGUCCAACCACACAAGCUCCAGCAAUAACUACUGCAGCAGGCUUAACAACAUCAGCUCCAGCAAGUACGACUGGUGUAGGUCCAACCACACAAGCUCCAGCAGUAACUACCGCUGCAGGUUUAACAACAUCAGUUCCAGCAAGUACAACUGCUGUAGGUCCAACCACACAAGCUCCAGCAAUAACUACCGCUGCAGGUUUAACAACAUCAGCUCCAGCAAGUACGACUGCUGUAAGUCCAACCACAAAAGCUCCAGCAAUAACUACCUCUGCAGGUUUAACAACAUCCGCUCCAGCAAGUACAACUGCUGUAGGUCCAACCACACAAGCUCCAGCAAUAACUACCGCUGCAGGUUUAACAACAUCAGCUCCUGCAAGUACGACUGCUGUAGGUCCAACCACGAAAGCUCCAGCAAUAACUACCGCUGCAGGUUUAACAACAUCAGCUCCAGCAAGUACGACUGUUGUAGGUCCAACCACGAAAGCUCCAGCAAUAACUACCGCUGCACGUUUAACAACAUCAACUCCAUUUGUAACUACAGUAACAGAAGUUAAACCGCACACAGGAAAAACAACAAUUAUCACAUUUCCAAAACCAACAAUAACUACAACUGUUGCCGGUCCAACCACACAAGCUCCAGCAAUAACUACUGCUGCAGGCUUAACAACAUCAGCUCCAGCAAGUACGACUGGUGUAGGUCCAACCACACAAGCUCCAGCAGUAACUACCGCUGCAGGUUUAACAACAUCAGCUCCAGCAAGUACGACUGUUGUAGGUCCAACCACACAAGCUCCAGCAGUAACUACCGCUGCAGGUUUAACAACAUCAGCUCCAGCAAGUACGACUGCUGUAGGUCCAACCACGAAAGCUCCAGCAAUAACUACCGCUGGAGGUUUAACAACAUCAACUCCAUUUGUAACUACAGUAACAGAAGUUAAACCGCACACAGAAAAAACAACAAUUAUCACAUUUCCAAAACCAACAAUAACUACAACUGUUGUCGGUCCAACCACACAAGCUCCAGCAAUAACUACUGCUGCAGGCUUAACAACAUCAGCUCUAGCAAGUACGACUGGUGUAGGUCCAACCACGAAAGCUCCAGCAGUAACUACUGCUGCAGGCUUAACAACAUCAGCUCCAGCAAGUACGACUGGUGUAGGUCCAACCACGAAAGCUCCAGCAGUAACUACCGCUGCAGGUUUAACAACAUCAGCUCCAGCAAGUACGACUGUUGUAGGUUCAACCACACGAGCUCCAGCUGUAACUACCGCUGCAGGCUUACCAACAUCAGCUCCAGCAAGUACGACUGCUGUAGGUCCAACCACGAAAGCUCCAGCAAUUACUACCGCUGCAGGCUUAACAACAUCAGCUCCAGCAAGUACGACUGUUGUAGGUCCAACCACGAAAGCUCCAGCAAUAACUACCGCUGCAGGCUUAACAACA